UUCCAAAAACCUGGCCUGUGUCAUACCUCUCGAAUCUUGGCUAGAGUUUGCUGGUAGAGUACCAGGAUUCGGUAGACUUUAAAGGCCUCAACAGAGCAGACGCGUGUGGUUUAGAACUGAACCGAAUUAUUAUUAUUAUUAUUAUUAUUAUUAUUAACAAUGUUUGGUUCAUCCAGAGCUGGAGGUGUAAGAGGUGGGCAAGACCAGUUCAACUGGGAUGAAGUGAAAUCCGAUAAACACAGAGAAAACUACCUGGGGAACUCUCUAAUGGCCCCGGUAGGGCGUUGGCAGAAGGGCAAGGAUCUUACAUGGUAUGCCAGAGAUAAGCAGGGCAGUGCAGCAAAGUCCAGAGAGGAGGAGAUGGCUGCUGUACGGCAGGCAGAACAGGAGGCUAUGAUGGCAGCACUAGGCUACAAAAAUCAAACACGACAGCCUACAGGCCUAACCAAAGAGGACCUGGCAGACGCUUGCAGACGCGAGGGAGCGGAGGGGGACUUGAAGGACGUGGACCGUGUUUCAGGGCUCGGGAGCUCCAGAUCCAGUACCAGCAAAGUGGUGCUCUCUAAACAGGACAAGGAGGCUGCCAAGCUUGGGUUAUCUAUCUUCACACAUCACAAAGUAGAAGACAGCCAAAAGACUUCUAGCCACAAGAGGGAACUAGAUGUUAGAGAGUCAGAAAGCCCAAGGUCUGAGGGCAAAAAGAAGAGCAGCAAAAAAGAGAAAAAGAGCAAAAAGGAGAAAAAGAAGAAUAAAGAAAAAAAGAAGAAACAUCGAAAGAGAGAGUCGUCCUACUCCUCUGAUUCAGAGUCUGAUGAACGUAAAAGGAGGAGAAAGGCCCAUCAUCCAUCAUCCUCACGGCAGUUUGGUGCCGGUCGUGGUGACAGCCAUUCAUCAGCGGAGGCUGAGCGCCGGUGCCCCCCCAGUGGCAGGCGGCAGCGGCAGUGCAACGACAGGGACUCGUCCUCCAGCAGGGGGUCCCCUCCUCCAGGGGCCCGCAAGGCUCAGCACCUCGACAGCCGGCAAGCGACCAGCUCCCCUCACACACGUGGGCACAAGCGCCGCCACGACACCGACUCGGACGAUUAAUUAGGGCUGUCACACGCAGUGUAAGGGGAGAGGUGUAGGUCUGCUAUCAUUUUCUCUUUUUAUUUAUUUAUUUUUUUUCUUUUUAAAAAAAAAAAAAAAAAAAAAAAAAAAAAGGAUGUGCAUCAUGCUUAUUGUCAUCCAGGUACCAACCGCAAUGCCUGGGCAAAUCUGAGCAGAAUCAUGUGUCAGGUGUCGUAGAACUUUAGCAUCCCCCACAUGCCCAGUUUCUCAUUGUAAAGUGUUCAAAGUUUACAAAACAAGUAACUCCAUCAUCUUUGUGACCACAUAGAAAAAAACUUCAACAGAAAGAGCCAGUUUUCACCCAAUGAUUCACAAACAAAAAGGACCUAAAGCCAUAAGGCCCUAAGUUUGAAAACAAGCCUGUGACUUUUUUUUUUCUGCCAAGGCCAAUUGCAGCUGUAAGUUUUUGUAUUCUCUUUUUUUUAAAUAAAUCUUUUAAAGAAAACA
Messenger RNA from Acipenser ruthenus (sterlet), 1554 nucleotides. It is a transcript of the gene c4h1orf35, whose product is annotated as chromosome 4 C1orf35 homolog. The record is from RefSeq and is a predicted model, not a curated record. The transcript is spliced from 8 exons. The coding region runs from base 160 to 1086 and encodes 308 amino acids. NCBI's taxonomy places the organism in Eukaryota, Metazoa, Chordata, Actinopteri, Acipenseriformes, Acipenseridae.